UAUUUUGUUAAGGUAUUCCUUUCAUGCAGGUAUUAGUAUGGUUUACAAACAAACUAUUUUAUUCUUGACGGUAAUUUCUGUGUCAUUUGUUUUUCUUCAAGUAUUAAAUGUUAAUAAUAUGAACCCUAUAAGACAUGAAAUGCGUAUACCUAUCCAUAAGUGGAAUGCGAAUAGUUCUUUUUUAAAUUCUUUUUUUAUGGAUGUAAAGCAAUAUUAUGACGUACAAUAUUUCCACAUUAACUUUAGUACUCGUAUACCUUUUAUGAUUUAUCGUUUGUCAGUUGAAGUAAUUAAGUGCAAAGAACAUUUUAUUGAUUGCGUUAACCUCAGAUCAUUUGAUAUAUUAGAUAUAUGUGACAAGAUAGAUGCAACCAUGUUAUUUUUGUUAAUUGGUUACAAAAAUCGAGAUGUACGUUGCCCGAUCAAAGGUGAAUAUGUUUGGAAAAAUAUGAGCUUUUCUACACUUUCAAUUCAAACAAUUUCAGCUCCAACAGAAAAAUGGUGGGAAAAUUCAUAUAAAUUGAAACUAUGUUUUUAUGAUAAAUAUAAUGUUGAAGUAUUAUACGUAGAAGGAAGUGCUUAUUUUUUAACCUUUAGAAGAAGAAAAAACAAGAAUUUAAAUUAAAACUAUUUAAUUUUAUUCUAAAAUACUAAAAUUGGUUAGAUAAAUGUUAUUUAUGUGUUAUGUUUAUUAAUCAUUAUAAUCAUUUAUGAUAUUCUAAUA
Molecule: messenger RNA, 724 nt
Organism: Daktulosphaira vitifoliae (grape phylloxera)
Lineage: Eukaryota; Metazoa; Arthropoda; Insecta; Hemiptera; Phylloxeridae
Exons: 4
Coding region: 38-625 (195 amino acids)
Source: RefSeq, a predicted model, not a curated record